Molecule: messenger RNA, 606 nt
Organism: Plasmodium fragile
Lineage: Eukaryota; Apicomplexa; Aconoidasida; Haemosporida; Plasmodiidae
Exons: 1
Coding region: 1-606 (201 amino acids)
Source: RefSeq, a predicted model, not a curated record
AUGUAUGGUUCUUCCCAUUUGUUAAAUACCCCCGAUGAUGAAACGAGCAAGUACCCGUCCCCGGACAAUUUAAAAGUAAAGGAACCGCACAGCAGCAACGAACACGGUGUGUAUAUCAAGGGUAGCAUGAAUAAUGUGAAGGACGUGAAAAAUGGGUCGUUCAUUCUUUUAAGUGAGAAGAUGAAAGAUAGCUCCUCUGACGAGGAGGAUGAGGGGGACGAUGGCCACGACAAUGGUGACCAUGGGAAUAACAACGACAGUUCACAUAACAAUGGCGACGACAGCAGCGACAGCGAUCACCACGAUGAGGCAGACCACGACGAAGGUGAGCACGAUCAUUCGCACGACGAUGACGGGUCCGACGAGAACGGGAACAACAACAAUAACAACAACAACAACAAUAACAACAACAACAACAAUAACAAUAAUAAUAACAAUAAUAAUAACAACAACAUGAACGGCAACGGUGCGUCCACGGCCCUUCCUCCUCCACCACCACCUGUGAUGCAUCACCCCCCACCUCCCCCCUCGACCCCGUCGGGCAUCGUGGGGCACGUCGUGUCCAACGUCCUCACCGCUGGAUUGAAGUUGUUUGGCGUGCCGUAA